Messenger RNA from Cucumis melo (muskmelon), 1689 nucleotides. RefSeq names its product eukaryotic translation initiation factor 6-2. The transcript has 9 exons. Gene Ontology annotation, molecular function: ribosomal large subunit binding. NCBI's taxonomy places the organism in Eukaryota, Viridiplantae, Streptophyta, Magnoliopsida, Cucurbitales, Cucurbitaceae. The record is from RefSeq and is a predicted model, not a curated record. Gene Ontology annotation, biological process: ribosomal subunit export from nucleus; assembly of large subunit precursor of preribosome; maturation of 5.8S rRNA. Bases 693 to 1430 code for a protein of 245 amino acids. Gene Ontology annotation, cellular component: nucleolus; cytosol; preribosome, large subunit precursor.
CUUUGCUUCUUCUGGUUUAGAUAAUUAUGCUGAGGUUUUUGCUAAGUACUUGCUUAAGUAUAGAGAAGUUGAAAGAAUCAAGGUUGAUGAAUAUAAAUGCAAAAUUACUCAACGACUACUACCACAAGAUGAUGAUGAUAAAGAACAAGAAGAUAAUCAUAGAUCUAUUGAUGGAGAGAUCGGUGAAACCUCUUCACCAAAUUAGCUCGCUUCUUUGUUUCUUGUUUUUUCUUUUGGUUAAGAUAGUUUAAUUUCUUGUUUAUUUCACAUAAUAAAGAAUGAGAAGCAUGAAUGUAAUGUAAUAGAUUGAAUACACUUUUUGGGAUAAAGCAAAAUAGAGAAAAUAAUUAUUAGUUAUUAUGUAACUGAUAUGAAAAGGAGAAAUUUUAUAAAAAGAAAAGUCAGAAAAAGUAUACUAUUUGAAAAUGGUUCAAAGAUAUCAUUAAUCAGCCCAAUUCCUGUAUUGACUUUGCUUUCUCCUCCGUGUCAUCAACCUCACGACCUUUAUCUUCGAUUAUCUGUCAGCAACGACGUUCCAGCUCCGUUUUGCUUAGGAGCACUCUAGAACGAUAUGCAAGUAGAUUUCAACCUGUUGGGCUUGUUAUGUAGUUUACAUUUGGGGUUGCAAGGGACUUUGAGUUUAUAGCCAAGGGAGGUUGUUGUUGAUUCUUCAAGGUUAUCGUGUGCAACUCAUGGCGACCAGGCUUAUGUUCGAGAACUCAUGUGAAAUUGGGGUUUUCUCCAAGCUCACUAAUGCUUACUGCUUGGUUGCAAUUGGUGGCUCUGAGAAUUUCUACAGUGCCUUUGAAACUGAACUACGUGGUGUCAUUCCGGCUGUUAAAGCAUCUAUUGGUGGCACUCGCAUUAUUGGCCGUCUAUGUGCUGGAAACAAAAAUGGGCUUCUUGUACCACACACCACUACUGAUCAAGAACUUCAGCACUUGAGGAACAGUUUGCCUGACCAAGUUGUUAUUCAACGUAUACAAGAGAGACUGUCUGCUUUGGGAAACACGAUUUCUUGUAAUGAUCACGUUGCUCUCGCACAUACCGAUCUUGACCGGGAAACUGAAGACCUCAUCGCUGAUGUUCUUGGAGUAGAGGUCUUUAGGCAGACAGUAGCGGGCAACGUUCUCGUUGGAAGCUACUCUAGUUUUACGAAUAGAGGAGGCUUGGUUCAUCCACAUACAUCCGUUGAAGAUUUGGACGAGCUAUCAACCCUUCUUCAGGUCCCGUUAGUCGCUGGAACCGUGAAUCGUGGAAGUGAAGUGAUUGCGGCUGGAUUAACAGCAAAUGACUGGACUGCAUUUUGUGGUUCGGACACCACUGCCACCGAGUUAUCGGUCAUCGAGAAUGUUUUCAAAUUGAGGGAGGCUCAACCAAGCUCCAUUGUCGAAGAAAUGAGGAAGUCAUUAAUUGACAGUUAUGUGUGAGGAGUUUCUUCUUCUACACUUGAGAUUUGCAAGCAAUUAAUUGUUAUUACUGUCUUUUAUCUUCUUCUGUUAUAUUUAACGACUUUGAGAGUGUGAACUUUGACUAUCCACAUCGGGGUUGUAUACUUUGGUAUCAUUGUCUUGGUCUCGUAUUAUUGUUACCAUUACCUAAGGUCAAUCGGUAACGAUAUCUGUAAUAAUAACAAUACUUAUGACAUAUUUAUAAUUCUCUUACUAUAAUAGUAAAUAGUAUUUGUAA